UGCUAUUUUUCUAAUGCAAGUCCCAUUUCUAGAGUUUUUGUGUAAUCAAUAUCAACUUGUGCAAAACCAUGGCAAUGUUUCAAAGAAUUGGCAGUGUCUUGAGGACAAGUGCCCCAGCCCGAAUAACCUCUGUAUGUGGACACCAUUGCUGGUGGUCUAAUGUGGAAAUGGGACCUCCUGAUGCAAUUUUGGGUGUCACCGAAGCUUUUAAAAGGGACGACAACCCGAAAAAAAUGAAUUUGGGAGCUGGUGCUUAUCGUGACGAUGCAGGAAAGCCGUAUGUUCUUCCUUCUGUUCGAAAAGCUGAAGAAAAAAUCGUCGGACAAAAAUUAGAUAAAGAAUAUCUUGGAAUCACAGGAUUGCCUGCGUUUUUCAAAGCUGCAGCUGAUCUAGCUUUCCUUCCUGAUAGUGAUGUCAUAAAAGAAAAAAGAAACGUCACAGUUCAAACGAUAUCUGGAACAGGCUCACUCAGAGUUGGAGCAAAUUUUCUUGCGAAAUAUUUGGAUGCAAAAACAGUAUGGCUCCCAACUCCUUCUUGGGGUAACCAUACCCCUAUUUUCAAGCAUGCUGGAUUAGAUGUAAAAGCUUAUCGUUAUUACGACUCUGAAACUUGUGGGUUCGAUUCUGCUGGUGCUUUAGAAGAUUUGAGCAAAAUCCCAGAAAAUAAUAUUGUACUCUUCCACGCCUGUGCUCAUAAUCCAACUGGUGUUGAUCCGAGCUUCGAAGAUUGGCAAAAAAUGGCUGAAAUCUGUAAACAACGCAACUUGCUUCCAUAUUUUGAUAUGGCCUAUCAAGGAUUCGCUAGUGGUGAUACUGACCGAGACGCAAAAGCGAUGCGGUAUUUUGUUUCCGAAGGGCAUAACAUCUUACUAUCACAGUCUUUUGCUAAAAAUAUGGGUUUAUAUGGUGAACGAGUGGGCGCUUUCACUAUUGUUUGCGCUGACGAGGAGGAAGCCAAGCGCGUCGAAAGCCAAGUUAAAAUUAUUAUCCGUCCAAUGUAUUCAAACCCUCCUUUACACGGUGCUCGUAUUGCGUCUACUAUAAUGGGUGAUGCAGAUCUCCGUGCUCAGUGGUUAUUAGAAGUCAAAAGUAUGGCUGACCGUAUAAUUUCUAUGCGAACCCAGCUUGCUAACAAUUUGAAAAAAGAAGGAAGUACACAUAACUGGCAACACAUAACCGACCAAAUUGGGAUGUUCUGCUUCACUGGUCUUAAACCAGAGCAGGUUGAGAAAUUAACAAAUGAUUUCUCCGUAUAUCUCACUAAGGAUGGAAGGAUAUCAGUUGCAGGAGUUUCAUCGGCAAAUGUGGAAUAUCUUGCUCAUGCCAUGCACCAAGUUACGAAAUAAAUCAGCGGAGUUUGCAGUUAAUAUUAACUUCAUUUUGUAGCUAUUAUCAAACUCAAUGUUGCCACAAUCCAUUGUUCGUCUUUGCUUAACAUGAGCAUAAAUACUCAAUGAAUAUAAAUCUGAAAUUGCCAGCCUUAGAUUCCAUUAUAUUUCAAGAAAAAAUAACUUGGUGUGCCUGUUUACUUUUACAAAGCUUGAUUUGUUUUUAUUUGCAUUCUCCAGAAGUUCCUAUACCCCUUGUCGUGAGUCACAAGUCUUAAUUCAGAAUAAUCACUGAUUUGAGUGUCACUGGCUCGAGUCUUGAUAUAUGGUGACCCGUAAGGAGUCGAGCAUUGAUAAUUAAAAAUUAUCUGGCAAUAUUGGCCGACUCUUCAAGUAAUUUUGGUGAAUUAAUUGUUUGAAUAAUAUAUCUGUGAUCAUGUUUUCAAGCUUUUGUUGCUGUGGUACGGUGCUGUUGCAAACAGUAAAACUUUGUAUUUGGAUUAUGUUAAGAAAAUUCCAUGCUUUGUUUUGUGCACUGUCUUAUUGUUAUUUUGUCUAUUUUAUUUUUUUUUUGCUUUUCAAAGGCCUGAAUUUGAGUAUAGAAAUACUUCAUUAUGUGUUCAUGUGUUUAAUUUUGCCAAAAGUUCCGUUUAUAUUGUGUUUAUUCUCUAUUUGAAUAAGGCUUUGUUGUUGCAAGAAACAAAGGCCAUUGGAAUGUCAGCUUAUGAUAGUACACUUUGUUUCUUUUGUUCCAAGUUUGUGCUUUUGUGAAAGUUCCGAGAAAUAGUCUUUUUCUUAUAUUAUGUAAUGGGGGCACCACGCAAGUAAUAAUUCCACCAGGACCUUCAGAAUAUCAAACAUAUUUGAAGCUUGUACUUUUUAAUUUAAUGUUGAUUUAAUUAAGAAAAAUGGACACACUUAGUAUAGGCUGUAUAAUUCUGAGUAUAAGCCAUAUCAAAAGUUUUGCCAAGAGGGUACAAUUGAUGGUGGAAAUCUUAAUUUCUAAUUAUCUAAUUGCUUUCAAUCUAUUCAAAUAUAUAUAAGUGAAUAAUACAAGUUCUGGAUUUUUGGUCUCAGAAUGAAUUCA
Messenger RNA from Styela clava, 2415 nucleotides. Its product is annotated as aspartate aminotransferase, mitochondrial-like. Gene Ontology annotation, cellular component: mitochondrion. NCBI's taxonomy places the organism in Eukaryota, Metazoa, Chordata, Ascidiacea, Stolidobranchia, Styelidae. Gene Ontology annotation, biological process: biosynthetic process; L-aspartate catabolic process. Gene Ontology annotation, molecular function: pyridoxal phosphate binding; L-aspartate:2-oxoglutarate transaminase activity. The record is from RefSeq and is a predicted model, not a curated record.